This is a messenger RNA of Kwoniella shivajii, 2115 nucleotides long. RefSeq lists its product as uncharacterized. Bases 1 to 2115 code for a protein of 704 amino acids. Gene Ontology annotation, cellular component: cytoplasm; mitotic spindle midzone; spindle. Gene Ontology annotation, biological process: mitotic spindle midzone assembly; microtubule cytoskeleton organization. NCBI's taxonomy places the organism in Eukaryota, Fungi, Basidiomycota, Tremellomycetes, Tremellales, Cryptococcaceae. The record is from RefSeq and is a predicted model, not a curated record. The transcript is spliced from 9 exons. Gene Ontology annotation, molecular function: microtubule binding.
AUGUCAGCUUAUCUAGACGAACAGACACCACAUUUACGUUCAUUACACGAUCAACUUUCAUUACCGCCCGAAGUGUUGCAAGCCGACCUAUCACGGAUAGAAGCUGCCAUCCGAGGUGUUAUCACGUCAAUCAUCAGAGAAAGAGAAGCGCAAGUGGAUAAGUUGAAGGAUGAAAUAGCUCAAGCGCAAAGGGAUGUGUCGAGUCUAGCAAGAGCUGUAGGAGAUAAAGGCAGAGAUAUAGUCGCAUUGAGUAGAAGGGAUAGUUUUGAAAAUGAUACGCUGCCGAAUCAGCUGCAAAGACUUACAGGUCAGAUGAACGAGUUGAAAUCGAUCUAUGAGUGUCGUUUGCAACAUGUUCAAAAACAACAAGCGAUGCUAGAUAAAUUGGCAACGCUGCUUGGCCCGCCAUUCCAAACAUCCAAACCACUUCAACCUGUCGCAUCCUCGUCUCAACAGCCUCAAGCAUCUUCAUCAGCACCGAUAGGGGAAGUCAAGAAAAGGUCAUCUGGUCAUACGCUCGCACAGCAGAUUGCAGGUGGGAAAAUACCGCCAACAUGGUAUGACGUUGGGGAUAGUAUAAGCGAAGAACUGGAUGAUGCUGUUUCCAAGGCUUUAGAGGAAAGGGAUACACGACGGAGAAAUCUAUGUCAAACACUUUUCAACCUGACAUGGCUUCAUUCUGAACUCGCAUUACCACCCGUUCCGACAUCGUUUCCUCGUCACUUCCCAGUUGAUCUCCUGCCGUCACAUAACGAAGAAGAGACUCCAGGUGCUUAUUCAAGCUACGAGAAGAUACUACAUCGCAUAAUAGGCUGCAAUCCACUACCUCCGGGAGAUUGCGAAGAAUGGGGCGAAGUUGACGAUUUAGAAGGAAUGGAAAAGGUUGAGCCCGAAAUAGGAUUGAUAGAAUGGGCCGAAGAAAUAACUGAAUUAUGGAACAGCAAGAAAGAAGAACAUGAAUCUAGGAUUCAAGAACUGUAUAAUCUAGUCGAACCACUUUGGAGUAGAUUGGAAGUUGAUCAGAAUACUAUGGAUCUAUUCGUGGACAUGAAUAGAGGUAGUGGCGAAUCCGUCAUAACAGCGUACGAAGCAGAAUAUGAAAGGCUACUUGAGCUUAGACGAUCGAGCUUAUCGUCAUUUAUCGAGAACACACGUAAAGAGAUAGACACUUUACAGACGGAAUUGAUGUUGAGUGAUGACGAGAGAGCAGAGUUUGGAGCAUUCAUCGAUGACGAGUAUACUGAAGAAUUGCUCCAUCUACACGAAGAAGAGAUUACUCGUUUGAGGGAAGAGACAGAACUGAAAUCGGCACUUCUGCCGAAAGUACGCGAAUGGCAUGCUUUAGUUAGGGAUGAAGAAGAGCUAGAAAGAAGUGCAAGUGACCCGAACCGGUUCAAGAUGAGAGGUGGAGCAAUGUUGAAGGAAGAAAAAAUGAGGAAGAGAGUGACAGUAUUGAAACCAAAGAUUGAGUCUGAUUUAUUAUCCAUGCUACCUCAAUGGGAAGAAAGCAAUGGCAGACCAUUCCUUGUGUCUGGCGAGAGAGUCGUCACCAAGAUUCAAGACGAAAGGGAUGCUAAAGAAGCCGCGAAAGAAGCCAAAAAGAGAGCGAAACAAGGUCUAGCACCAGCCAAGAUACUCCCAUCUCGUCAUACACCUUCAGCGUCUUCUUCGCGAUCCGUAUCAUCUUCAUCUCUUCAAGGCAAACGUACGGCUCCUACACCGACACAUCAACCUAAGAGACCUCGGUUGAUACCUGGUACGGGCUGUUCAACAGCAUCGUCGGUGUUUGGUGGAAGUUCGAUGCGGCCUACAUCUAAGACGAUACGGAGUGUUUCCGCAGCGACAACGAGAUCAGGAGCGGUUUCACCCACACCAUAUAUGGCUGGCAAAAGGAUAAUGUCACAUUCGUCGCUCUUUUCGGGAUCUAGGAUACCUUCGAUACAAGCUCCAACUAUAGGCUCAGGGAAAACGAUAAGUCCUAGCUUGGGAAUAGAAAAUGGUAGAAAGCCUAGAAUGAGCUUCAAACCUCGUCCAUCCGUUUUCCCGACGAUGACUCAGGGUGACAUCGGAGGAAAUGGAUGGGGACUUGUAGAAGAGGAUGAAGAUGUGUUUUAG